Molecule: messenger RNA, 1752 nt
Organism: Penicillium chermesinum
Lineage: Eukaryota; Fungi; Ascomycota; Eurotiomycetes; Eurotiales; Aspergillaceae
Product: glycerol kinase
Exons: 4
Coding region: 1-1752 (583 amino acids)
Biological process (GO): glycerol metabolic process; triglyceride metabolic process; glycerol-3-phosphate biosynthetic process
Cellular component (GO): mitochondrion
Molecular function (GO): glycerol kinase activity
Source: RefSeq, a predicted model, not a curated record
AUGCGCAACCCCUUCGAUCUAGACGAUGAGAGCGUCGACGGAGCCUCUGAGCCCGCGGAUGAGCCCCGCAACUUCGCCAACGAACAUGAGAACUCUCUGCCAAUUCGCCCGAUAGAGACCGAUGAUGGUGAUCGCGCUUUGAUCCAGGACGAGGAGCGACGAAGCGAUGACCUCAAGGAACGUUUUAUUGGUACCAUUGAUCAGGGUACGACCAGUACUCGAUUUAUUAUCUUCGACUGUACAGGAGUUCCCAUUGCCAAAUAUCAGACCGAAUUUCGUCAAAUUCAUCAGCAUCCAGGAUGGCACGAACAAGACCCUUACGAAUUGAUUGAGUCGGUUUUCAUUUGUAUUGAAGAAGCUAUGAAGACUUUCCUCGCCUUAGGUCACUCCCGAGCCGACAUCGAGGCGGUUGGGAUCACCAGUCAACGAGAGACUACUUUGGUCUGGGACUGGGAAACAGGCGAACCGCUGCAUAACGCCAUUACUUGGACUGAUACGCGAACUAUGAAUUUGGUCCGUGAGCUCAAGGAAAAGCCGGGCGCCGACGAACUGGUAAAUCUGUGCGGUCUGCCCCUGUCCACAUACCCCUCUUCCGUCACUUUACGGUGGAUGCUGGACAACCUGCCCGACGUCCGCUCAGCCUAUGACGACGGUCGGGCUGCCUUCGGAACCGUCGACAGCUGGCUGAUUUACUGUCUCAACGGAGGCCCCCAAAACAAGCGCUUGGUUACCGAUGUCACCAAUGCCUCCCGCACUAUGUUCAUGAACCUCGAAACCCUCCAGUACGACGACAAGCUGCUUAACUUUUUCGGCAUUGACCGCACUAAGAUCCGACUCCCCGAAAUUCUCCCCUCAGCGGACCGGGAAGGCUUCGCUGCCUCGGUGACCAAGCAGCGGCGCUGGUCGGCCACUGCGCCUUCACCCCCGGGAUCUGCCAAGAACACUUAUGGCACGGGUUGCUUCCUGCUUUAUAAUGUUGGUGAAAAGCCUGUCAUCUCCAAGCACGGCCUUUUGGGUACUGUGGGAUUCCAACUUGGUCGGGAUCGGAAACCUGUGUAUGCGCUGGAGGGUAGCGUAGCGGUCGCAGGCAGUGGUAUCUCAUUCCUCAUGAACAAUAUGGGAUUUUUCCGCGAGUCGCGUAAAGUGAGUGAUCUGGCUGCUACCGUGCCGGAUAGUGGAGGCUGCGUCUUCGUUACUGCAUUCAGUGGUCUUUUUGCUCCUUACUGGAUUGACGACGCCAAGGGAACAAUCUGGGGUAUUACCCACCAUACCCAGCGAGGGCACAUUGCCCGUGCAACCAUGGAAGCCGCUUGUUUCCAGACCAAGGCCAUUCUAGAUGCAAUGGAGAUGGAUAGUGGCCAGAAGCUGACCGAGUUGGCUGUUGAUGGUGGCAUGAGUAACUCGGAUAUUUGCAUGCAGGUAAGCAUUACCCCCAAGGGUGUCUCAAAGCCGUCUGAACACUUGCUUAUCCAAUUUCCCUUCCAGACGCAAGCAGAUAUUAUUCAAAUCCCCAUUGAACGCCCCGCAAUGCACGAGACCACAGCCCUCGGCGCAGCCAUUGCAGCUGCUUUUGCCAUCGACGUCUGGAAAGACUUCAACGAUCUUAAAUACAUGAACCGCGCUAACCGCGCCACCUUCGUACCCCAUAUCUCCCCUAAAGCCAGCGCACGCAUGUACAAUAAGUGGUCCAAAGCUGUGGAGAUGUCGCGCGGUUGGAUGAGUGGCAAGGAAGAAUCGGACGAUGAUGAAUAA